Molecule: messenger RNA, 2139 nt
Organism: Colletotrichum navitas
Lineage: Eukaryota; Fungi; Ascomycota; Sordariomycetes; Glomerellales; Glomerellaceae
Product: thioredoxin
Exons: 4
Coding region: 1-2139 (712 amino acids)
Biological process (GO): peptidyl-cysteine oxidation
Cellular component (GO): endoplasmic reticulum
Molecular function (GO): protein disulfide isomerase activity
Source: RefSeq, a predicted model, not a curated record
AUGAGGUUAUUGCCUUUGUUUCUCUUCCUGGGCUCGACCCUGCUAUCCGGGGUGCAAGUAGCAGCGAAGGAAGAGAAGGAUGACAAAGCGAGCACCUACUUCAAUUCCAUGAAGGUGCCUCCAAUACUCGAGUUGACACCAGAUACCUUCGACAAGGAGGUGAAAGCCCACCAGUUUAUGCUUAUCAAGAAUUACAGCCCCUACUGCCCUCAUUGCAUAGAUUAUGCGCCGAAAUUCCAGACCCUAUACGAGUUCUACUACACUUCGAAGCCCAACUCAAAGGAGGACGAGUCCUUCACCGAUUUCUACGACUUCCGUUUCGCCUCAGUAAACUGUGUGGCCUACUCUGAUCUCUGCGCAGCCCACAAAAUCCAGUCGUACCCCAGCACCGUUCUCUACAAGAAUGGCGAGGUGGCUGAGACGAUCAAGGGCGUCAAGGAGAUCGAUCAAGUCAGCCCCAUCAUCGAAAAGUACCUGGAAGCGGCCAAGCCCGGAACGAGACCCAGCAAGAUCGAGCUGCCCGCGGCUGGUGAAAAACACUCCCCCGACAAGGCGCCUGGCAAGACGGCCGACUCCAAGAAACCCGCAGACGAUGAGGGCCCCCCCAAGGCCCCUCCUGCGAAGGAGGAUACCAAGCCUGCCGACAAGACGGAUGCAAAGGCCGACGCAAAGGCUAGCACCACCGGAAAGGCACUUGCCACCCCCACCAAGCCUGCGACGAAGAAGCCUACCGUUACUCCCAACAAGGACGGCAUCUCUGUGCCUCUUACCGCUGAGAAGUUUCAGACUUUGGUGACCAUGACCCAGGAGCCCUGGUUUAUCAAGUUCUACGCGCCGUGGUGUCAUCACUGCCAGGCCAUGGCACCUAACUGGCAGCAAAUGGCCAAGGAGAUGAAGGGCCGAUUGAAUGUUGGAGAGGUCAACUGCGAUGUCGAGACUAGACUUUGCAAGGACGCCCGCCUCCGCGGCUACCCUACCAUUCUCUUCUUCAAGGGUGGCGAGCGCGUCGAGUAUGAGGGUCUGAGGGGCCUCGGCGACUUCCUUCACUACGCCGAGAAGGCGAUCGACAUCAGCGAAGGAGUUCAGGAUGUUGACGCCGAAUCCCUGGCAGCCCUUGAGGAGAAGGAGGAAGUCAUCUUCAUCUACUUCUACGACCAUGCUACUACCAGCGAGGACUUCAUGGCUCUCGAGCGUCUCCCCCUCAGCCUGAUUGGCAAGGCGAAGCUUGUCAAGACCAAGGAUCCCGUCUUGUACUCUCGCUACAAGAUCACCACCUGGCCCCGCUUGCUCGUUUCGAGGGAGGGCCGCCCCACGUAUUACCAGCCGCUGACACCCAAGGAGAUGCGCGAUGUCCACCAAGUUUUGAACUGGAUGAAGUCGGUCUGGCUACCCAUCAUUCCCGAGUUGACUGCCUCCAAUGCGCGGGAGAUCAUGGACGGCAAAAUUGUUGUUCUCGGAAUCAUCAACCGGGAAGACUCGGAGGGUUUCAUGAGGGCUAAGCACGAGUUGAAGAGUGCCGCCAACGAGUGGAUGGACAAGCAGAUUCUGCUCUUCCAACACGAACGGCAAGAACUACGUGACGCGAAGCAGCUCCGUAUUGACGAGGCUGAAGAUCGCGGCGACCAACGCGCCCUGCGCGCAGCCAAGGCAACCCGCAUCAACAUGGACAGGUCGGACAGGAAACAGGUUGCCUUUGCCUGGGUGGACAGUGUCUUCUGGCAGAGAUGGGUCCGCACCACGUUCGGCAUUGACACCAAAGACGGAGACCGUGUUAUCAUCAACGACGAAGACAACCGCCGCUACUGGGACACGACCAUCACUGGUAACAACAUACUUUUGUCUCGGACCUCGAUUUUGGAGACCAUCAGCAAGGUCGUCACCUCGCCGCCCAAGAUCAAGCCCAAGCUCACCAUCUCGAGCUUCGAGAAGAUCUUCUUUGAUAUGCGCGUUACCUUUGUUGAGCACCCCUACCUGACCUUGGGCUGCAUUCUCGGCCUCGCCUUUGGUGCCUUCUCAUGGUUCCGCAGCCGCUCUCGCCGGGGUCGUGGUGGACACUUCCGCUUGGAGGAGUCCUGGGGCAACAAGGAGCUGAUGAAAGAGGGUCUGUUGGGCCCUAGCGGCAACGGCAAGGUGGAUUAG